This is a messenger RNA of Arxiozyma heterogenica, 1602 nucleotides long. RefSeq names its product guanine nucleotide-binding protein subunit alpha (gene GPA2). NCBI's taxonomy places the organism in Eukaryota, Fungi, Ascomycota, Saccharomycetes, Saccharomycetales, Saccharomycetaceae. The record is from RefSeq and is a predicted model, not a curated record. The coding region runs from base 1 to 1602 and encodes 533 amino acids. Gene Ontology annotation, biological process: adenylate cyclase-activating G protein-coupled receptor signaling pathway. The transcript has a single exon. Gene Ontology annotation, molecular function: GTP binding; G protein-coupled receptor binding; G-protein beta/gamma-subunit complex binding. Gene Ontology annotation, cellular component: heterotrimeric G-protein complex.
AUGAUUCCGCCGCUGUUUUCUUCUUUCGGCUUUUUGUUUCCCUUCAAAAUUCUCCAUUCGUUUGACGUCGUUGUUCAGCAGCAGCAGCAGCAGCAGCGAUUGAUGACAAAGAAGAAUAAGAAGAAGAAGAAGAAGAGCCUGUUGCUUGGACUCUUAUGUUACGUUGUCUUGGGUUAUGAAUACAAAAGUUUACCAAAUAUUAUAUAUACAUACAUACAUACAUACAUACAUAUACCAUACAAAUUAAUAUUGCGUGGUGUGUAUGCAAUGGGGUUGUGUGGCUCAAAAGAACAGGCUGGCUCUGCAGCAAAUGCUACCAAUACCAAUAACAAUAACACCGCGACAAAGAAGAAGGAGAAGUCUACAACGCCAGCUUCUGAUCCCUCGAACAAGAAGGACAAUUCUUCAAAAGAAUCACCCAAGAAUGAAAACUCAAACAACAACGGUAUAACUGCAAAAAUCGAUGCAAACAACUCUCUGACCAACACAAAGAAUGAAGAAAUUAAAGUUUUGUUGCUUGGUGCUGGUGAAUCUGGUAAAUCUACCAUUUUACAACAGCUGAAAAUCCUGCGUCAAAAUGGGUACACUGAAAAGGAACUGAUAGGUUAUAUCCCAAUCAUCUACAAUAACCUUUUUGAGAUUGGUAGAGAUCUUAUCAAUGCAAGAACCAAAUCAGGAAUAGAUAACCAGUUAGAUAAUUUGUCUGCUGAAGAGAUCGAAUCCUUUAUUAACUACGACUUCAGUUUGAAUUCUAACUUACAGAAUAAUAAUAAUAAUAACAAAAACAAAAACAACAACACUAAAGAAAGGCAGGGAACCCAAGAAGAUGAAAAAAAUCACGACAAUGACAAUAUAAUCUCCAAUUUACAAUGUUUCCAAUUCCCGUCUGAGUUUGUGCCCAUCUUAACUAAAUUAUGGGAAUCUCCAAGAACACAGGAAUUGAUCAAUGGGCCAGACUCCUCGCAAUUCUAUUUAAUGGACUCAGCUCCUUAUUUCAUGGAAAAAUCUAAUCUCUUAAGAAUCACUUCAGACAAAUAUAUACCUUCUCUACAAGACAUCUUACGUUCAAGACAGAAAACCUCCGGUAUCUUUGAUACUCAUGUUAACAUGGGCUCUAACCUGAAACUGCACUUUUUUGAUGUUGGUGGGCAAAGAUCUGAACGUAAGAAAUGGAUCCACUGUUUCGAUAACGUGACACUUGUAAUAUUUUGUGUAUCACUAUCUGAAUAUGAUCAAUUCCUGGUCGAGGAUUCAGAACAGAAUAGGUUCCAGGAAUCCCUGGUGCUGUUCGACAAUAUUGUAAACUCAAGAUGGUUUUCAAGAACUUCAAUAGUACUAUUCUUAAAUAAAAUAGAUCUGUUCGCUGAAAAACUUAAAAGAAAACCGUUGGAGAACUAUUUCCCAGACUAUAAUGGGGGUGAUGAUAUCAACAAGGCUACAAAAUAUAUUCUUUGGAGAUUUGUUCAAUUGAAUAGAGCUAAUCUAAAUAUAUAUCCACACGUUACCCAAGCUACAGAUACCACAAAUAUUAAAUUGGUGUUUGCUGCUAUUAAAGAAACCAUACUGGAAAAUAGUUUAAAGGAUACUGGGAUGUUACAAUAA